Messenger RNA from Penicillium verhagenii, 1908 nucleotides. RefSeq lists its product as uncharacterized. Bases 1 to 1908 code for a protein of 635 amino acids. The transcript is spliced from 2 exons. Lineage: Eukaryota; Fungi; Ascomycota; Eurotiomycetes; Eurotiales; Aspergillaceae. The record is from RefSeq and is a predicted model, not a curated record.
AUGAAUUCACCUCCAAAACGUCGGGGAAGCAGCAAUGCGCCAGGCAUUAAUGCAGGCGCUUUGCGCUCUGCUUUACCUAUUCCCACAAAACCUUCACGUCGACCCUCCUUCCAGUCCCCCACAAGGUCCAGUCUAGCCAAAUCAAACCCCGGAGUUCUAGAGCAUGCAAUCAGCAGGUCUCCAAGUCGGCAACCAGAACCCCAACAAAGCAAGGGAGAAAAGGAAGCGUUAAAUCCGAUCGGACUUCGAGGUCGCAAAGCCUUUCGACCCUCAAUAAGUGGAACCUCCAGUCCCUUGAAAGCGCCACCUGGAAAUGCACCUCUUUUGUCGCCCAGCAGACGUGCUAGCGGUGUUCAAUCAUUCACAAAACCCCCACGCAGACUAUCGAAGAAGAUUGUCCCCGGUGACUUUUUCUUCGGGUCGCCUAUCCGGAAACAACCCCAGCCAGCAGAGCAGGACCUUUCGAACACACCAGAAGGCCAAUUGGCCACAGAGCUUGGAAGUGCAACACGUGAAACGGCCACGGAAAGUCACAUAUACACUGGUCUAGAUGGCGCUACGGAUGACAAUUAUGACAAUGAUCUUGAGCCUGAACUUCCCCCCACUCCUACACAACUAGGAUUGGAAAAGGCACCGGAUCGGUCAAUUGGGCUGUUGAGCAGCAGCCCCAGUGGAAGAUACGAAAAAAGAAUGAAACGAAAAGCAACCGACACGUUUCAGAAAAGCCCCUUGAAAACGUUGAAGUUCCAAUCUCAUGACCCUGAAGAAAUCUCAGACUCGGAUACUGGCUCCGUUGGUGAAGAUUUAUCUGCAGCUGCUCUAGAGAAGCGCAAAUUACGCAAGAGCCUCAAAGCAGAGCUGAGGUACCUGAAGGAUGAUGUUGCUGAGCUGAUGGAAUGGACUGGGAAAAUGGAGUCCGACAUAAAUCUCAAGGGCGGUUCGAAGGAACUGGACCAUUUUUUAAGUUUGCUCUCAGAGGAAUCGUCAUACAUCAACCGCCCUGUCCCAAAACGAGCCCCGGUGCCAAUAUCAUCACUACUUUCCACCCUGCUUCCAUUUUCUAAAAACGUAUCCCGUCCAACCCGUCCGACAUCGCCUUUACCUACAAACCCAUUCGCUUUGAAAGACUCAUCACAGUCACCAUCAUACCUUGCAGUGUUUGCCCCACUAGCUCUCCACGCAAACACUAGCCGGAGCACUCUCUCGAAGACAAGUGCCGUCCUUGAGACACAUACACUAACUUUUACCCCUCCGCCUCCUUUUCCAUCUUCUCUAUAUAAUAUUGCUGUUGUCUAUGAGACAGAUCCGGAGUCACAAUGCGUUAUCUCUGUGUCUGUGCCCACGGGUAUUGACAGCAAAAAACGAAGGGUGCCUGAGGUACUUCGUCGAUGGAUCGACGCUCGCCUAGCCAGUUCCCUCUUAAAGCUCGAUGUUGCAACGCUGUGCUGGGGUAUCAAUCGGUACUGGGAAGCUUCAGUAGCUCGUGCUCGUCUAUGGGCACGCAUCGAUCACAAGUACGGCAGUGUUGUCAGGAAAACCAAGUUGUCCGAAUCUCGGACUGGUGUGAUUACGAUUUCAGAGCUUCGGCGGUUAAUACCGCAUCUGGAUCGAAGCUCUCUGGUUGUCAAAUCCAAGUCUCCGGCAGGCUAUCCUCAAGUCCUUCUCUCUAAUCCUUUGUCGAUCGAUGAUUGGACUGGAGAGCCACAACUACGGCCAGAACUCAGUGUUUCCACAUCUAGCUCUAGUGGUUUACCCAGCAAGAAGAUCGACCAGGAAGCCAAGAAACUUUUCCACGCUCUAUUGCGGGAAGACAAAUCUACUACACAGAGCAUUGCGGAGGGUGUCCACUUUGGUGCGGUUGUCCGGGCCACAGAGGGCACCCUUGGCGCUUUGUUCGGUCAUGAUUGA